Messenger RNA from Diprion similis, 2607 nucleotides. RefSeq lists its product as uncharacterized. The transcript has 13 exons. NCBI's taxonomy places the organism in Eukaryota, Metazoa, Arthropoda, Insecta, Hymenoptera, Diprionidae. The coding region runs from base 193 to 2049 and encodes 618 amino acids. The record is from RefSeq and is a predicted model, not a curated record. Gene Ontology annotation, biological process: nucleoside metabolic process. Gene Ontology annotation, molecular function: catalytic activity.
GCGAUCACGUUUUUGGUACAGUUGAGUGCCGACGUUUGCCCGUGCAAUUGUGUGUUUAAACGGUUCUAAAUACGAUAAUUCUAAUUUCAAAUUGUUCUUCCCCACAGGACAUUGCGGUAAUUUAUUUUUGAGCUAUCAAUAAUAGCGCGACUAACCCAAAUUCAAAGUGCAUAAUCCCUCGCAAAGAUAAAUAUGGAGGAUAACAAGACUGAACACAUCGUAAUGACACCCAAAUGCAAAACUGCCAAUUCUACAACGUUGAUAAUCGAACGCCAGGCGAUCGAUCCACCUCAAGUUAUUGAAAAUGACCGCAAAGUUCACGUUGCUGGCGGAGAUCACAAAGGAAUCGUUAUUAACAAACAAGCUAGUGCUGUUACAAACGGAGUAUCUGAGCCUGCGCAAUUAUGUCUGGAAUUCAGGGUGUUUCUUGUGAGUGCACAGACAGGAAAACACACACAAGAAUCAAGGACUUUACAAUUUUGGUUCGCAGAAUCGCUUUCAAGCAUGGACCAGCCGAGCAUUGCUCAGGAAUUUUUCCGUGAAUUGGUCAGCCCACAAGAGUUUCCCAGAGAUUAUGUGGGUUUCAUAAAGAAAAUAAUGAAAUUGAUGCAACACAAAUAUACUACGAUUAAGAAGCUCGAAAUUGAACUAAGGCAAUUACAGGAGCCAAUUGAGCUUCCGGCUAGACCAUCUCAACUUGGCCAUUUGCUAUUGACACUUCCUUGGUCUCAGAAAAAUGUUCAGCGACCAGCAUCUGCAGAUGACACUACUAUCGGACAACAAGUAGAGCUGACCUUGUUCAAAAUGCUUGAACUGAUUGAGUCCGCCUACCCGAAUCCCGUAACGAUAAUAGAUAUGGCUCAGGAAUAUGGCUGGGAAAAAUCUGCAGUUGAAGCUGUAUUGAAAGAGUUACAAGCAAAGGGUCUUGUUAAAGCAAUGGAGCAUGGAGCAUUUACGCGAAUUGUACAUCAAGACACUCAAAUUCAGGUCGUUAAGCAAAUGCCCACAAUGGUUAGUUCUAAACAACCAACAAUAGCUAUUAUUACUGCUCAAUACUGUGAGAAACUGGCUGUUGAUUCAAUGAUUGAAAAUAAAGAAACUUACGUUCGCUACACAACCGUUGGUACAGCAAGCUCUCCAGAUGGUACUGAUGGAGUACGAAGAGUCACGUGUCGGUUUGGAGAAUCGAACGUCUACACACUGGGUAAUAUUGGUGCUCACAGAAUCGUAUGCACAAAGUUGCCUACCGUUGGCCAUACCAGGGAAGCAAUGACUGCAGCUGGAAAUACAACUACUAGAUUACUCGGAACAUUCCAAAAAGUGGACUUUGUGUUUCUCGUUGGAGUUGGUGGAGGUGUUCCUCAUUAUACUGAUUACAACAAACACGUUAGAUUGGGUGACGUAGUCGUCUCAGAUCUAACUCCGUUCAACAAAAAAUACGUUUACGUUUAUUGCGAAAGUGCUAAGCUGCAUGAAAAUGGAAGUUAUUUGUUUGAAACCAAAGAAUAUUGCCCGCAAAAUUUAGGAUUACAGGAAAUCGCCGCAAAUCUGAAAUCACAGGCAGAAAAUGGGACAACACCACCUUGGCAAACUUAUUUAAAAGAAGGUAUAGAUGCGUUGAGCACACAAUCUGAACAUGCCUUUCAACCACCCGCACCAGAAUCAGAUAAACUGUACAUGGCUAUUGGUGAAAGGGACGUUAUUGAAGUAGCUCACCCGGUUGCUCCGCAGGGACUAACGAAUAAAAGACUGGAUGGCUGCCCGCGAAUACAUCUUGCUCCAGUAGCGUCUGGACGUCAAAUUGCCCGAGACGAUCAACUGAGACAGAAGUUUGCUACCAAGUUUGGAGUGCUUGCAUUUGAUGCAGAAAUGGAUGCAGUGGUAGAGAGCGUUUUGGGUAACUGUCGCGAAAGCUUCGCAGUUGUAAGAGGUAUUUCAGAUUACAAAGAUGGUUCUAGAGCCAAAGAAUGGCAGCCAUAUGCAUCACUGGCGGCAGCCAGCGUAGUUAAAGCUGUAAUAUGUGCAAUGGAUCCACCAACCAAUGUUUAAAAUGCUAAAAAUAGCUGAAGUAUUUGAAGUACAGUACUCCGAUAUAUGUGAACUCAAGCUUAUGAUUUCAGAGUUCUAACAUUUUUUCCUUUCAAUGGAGCUUAUUUUGUAGCAAGACUUAUAAUACUAUAACCGCUUUUGCAUUUAACAAUGCAUAAUACAAAAGUGAGAAUAGUAUUACAGAAUAUUACAUGGAUGAAUGUUUGAUUUACACUUUAUAAUAGGUAUACAUAUUUUUGUAUUAUUUAUGCUUUAACGUUAUUCCAGAAAGAUUAUUGCGUAAUAAGCUAUCGAUUCAAACGCACAAACCGACGUGCCACUUUUGAAUAUAGUAUAAGUAAGUUUACAUGCAUUUAAUAAGUUCUAGUAAUUCUUAGUCAAUAUCGUGUACAACACGAUAUUGCUAUAUCUGUUCGAAUAUAUGUCAUUUCAUUAUUAAACAUGAAUAGUCUAGAUAACUUCUUACCAAUUUAGAGUUGGUUUCAACAGUCUCCUAGCACUGUAGUCAACGACAUUGAUCUGUCCAAGCUAUUUCAAUUAUAAAUGCAAUGAAAUCAG